CUUGCUGUUGCCAUAAACACGUCAUCUCCUCGGGCUUGCACACAUGUGCCUGUAGAUGCUAGAGUGGUAAAGAAAGAUUCGACUCAGAGGCACUGCUGUCGGAGUUUAUAAUCUCCUGAUCAGAUCCGCAGUGCUUCCUCUCUGGUAGAUUUACUGCAGGCAGGCAGGCAGGGCUGAGCAGAGUUCUGCAGACUCCUCAUCGCUGAACAACAGCAGAGUGAGGCUAUAAUAUAAACCAGUUUUCUACCAGCAUCCAGCGUGGAGCAUGUAUCUCACUUAACACAUUACGUGCCAAAUUCAUUUUUCUAUUAGAAAAUCUGAACACAAGCUGGAUUUCUGUAAUGUGAUACAUUCUAAAUCAAAGGAAAUAAAAGGAAAUCCUUCGUUUUGGCUGCAAGUAAUUGCAUCAGCCUUGUGGACCUGGCUUUUUCUGCAGGGCUGAUUCGGGGCUGCAUGUUUUUUUUUAAGCUGUCAGUGAGAAAGGGGAAGUUUGGGUUGCGUUACUUUUCAGUUUCCUGUAAAGGGUUCAAUGAGGAAGCUGAGAGGAGCUGAUCUGAAACUCAAACUCUGAAACCCAGCCUGCUUGCAGAGCUGCUUGGGGUUGUUAUCAGGGAAGGCUGGGCUGUCCUGUCUGUCUGCCUGCACUCAGUCUUGAAGUGAGAUUGGGGCUCGUGUAUUCAGAGCUUCGUUCAAGACUUCAGCACGGGCUGCUUGGGGAUUAAUAACUUGAUAACCUGGAGCUUGUAGUUCUGGUCUUGUACUGCACGUUGAUCAACUUGUGGGAUUGUAGAAGCACUCUUAUCAAACUCAUCGCAAUUCCUUCUUGAAACUCGCUGCCGAUGGUUCCUCCUGGCUGAGGGAGAAUGGACUGCAGUCAGGACUCGGUUCAGAUCGGACAGAAUAAGUACAUCGCCAAAAGUGAACUUUUGUCACAUUUGAAAACCUACAACCUGUACUAUGAGGGACAGAACCUGCAGCUGCGACACAGAGAGGAGGAGGAGGAGCUGAUAGUGGAGGGCUUAUUAAACAUCUUCUGGGGGCUGCGCCGGCCAAUCAGAUUGCAGAUGCAAGAUGACAACGAGCGAAUCAAACCGCCCCCUUCCUCCACAUCCUGGCACUCGGGCUGCACGCUGGACGCACAGAAGCCUGAGAGCACAGAGUGGGAAACGCCCACUAUCCAGAUCACAGAGCCAGAGAGCCAAUCGGAAGAGAGCAGUUCUGUCGCCGAGGAGAACAAUGCAGGCUUGACAGAGUGUGAAGAGGAGGACUCCCCUCAGCUCCUCCGUACAAAGAGUGAUGCGGGCGUGUGGAGGAGGGGCAACCGCCGGACCCCCAGCGACCAGAGACGACUCAAACGCCACAGAUUCUCCAUCAACGGACACUUUUACAACCACAAGACGGCAGUCUUCACUCCUGCGUUUGGUUCCGUGACGAACGUGCGGAUCAACAGCAGCAUGACAACGCCUCAAGUGCUGAAGCUGCUGCUGAACAAAUUCAAGAUUGAAAACUCUCCUGAUGAAUUUGCCCUGUACCUGGUGCACACCAGUGGAGAGCGGCAGAGGCUGAUCCUGACAGACUACCCCCUGGUUGUGCGAGUGCUGCAGGGCCCCUGUGAGCAGGUCAGCAAGAUCUUCCUGAUGGAGAAGGACCUGGGCGAGGAGGUCACCUACGACGUGGCUCAGUACAUCAAGUUUGAGAUGCCAGUGCUGCAGAGCUUCAUCACCAAGCUGAAGGAGGAGGAGGACCGCGAGGUUCAGAAACUCAAGACAAAGUACACGGCCAUUCGCUCCAUGAUCCAACAGAAGAUCCAGCACCUAGGCGAUGGGCCGACCUCCAUGUAACCUCCACCCUCACCCCCCCCCCCCCCCCCCACACGAGAGAGGGGGCUUGUUUCUGUGCCAGCCAGCCAGCCAAGGGCAAAGAUCACCGUGGCACAGAGCCUGCUGGCACUGUGCCCUGCUCCGUCCUCCAUUUGAAUCAAUGCACUUUCUCUGUGUCCCAGCAAGCAAUACUGAAUGUAUGUUUAUGUAUAGAAUCGACAGCUCUCCACCUGUCCAGCCUGCACGUUUUUUGUUUGUUCCUGCAGUUUGAGGUUUAGCGUGAGUCAUCUUUAUCUAACGCUGUCCAGGACGCUUGGAGAUCGAUCUCCUGCUUUCUGCUAGCGAGCCUCCGUCCUGACCGGGGCUGUCAGACAAGGGUCUCCGUUUAAACCAGGAUGAACCCAGACUGCUCCAGAUGGAAACCAACAGGACUGAUUUCCAGCCCACUUUCAACUCGGUACCCAGUGGAGAUGGAACCAAGGCAAUAGCACCCCAGUGUUGAAGUCCAGAUUGUGACGCAUGUCUGUUGUUCUACUGGCGCUGUAGCAGAGCUUGAAGAUGUCAUUUCUAACCUGCUGUGCGACUGAUGCCCAUGUGGACAGUAGGACCCCGUUUCAAAAGAAGAGGAGGAAUCUUCUGUCCUGACCAGCUGUCCCGGAUAAUCCAGAAGCUGCUCAGCACAGCAAACCCAACAAAGCAAUUAAAAACUCUCCGUACGGUGUCUACAUCGUCAAAGCACUUGAACAUAGACUGUAGGGAGCUGGACAUAUAAUUAGAAGCAAUGUGUAGCUCACACAAGUCAAAAUAAUCCCUUAACGUUAGUGAUCUGUGGUGCAUAAGUGCUCUGUAUAAUAUAAAAGCUGCAUCUCCCUGUUCACAAUCAGUCACAGUGAGGCAGCGAGGUCCGACAGGCUCGGAUAGCAGGGGCUUGGUUGGUAGGUGCUUCUGUAGGCCAAAUGGCACAAAUUACUCAGAAAAAAACGGCCUGUUGACAGUGUUAUGGCAGGUGUUCCUAAUUUUGUGUCCAAGCCCUUGUAUAUUUGAAGCACAAGGAUAAAGCAGAGUGACGGAGUGUUGUUUUUGCGGUUUGAAGUGUUUAUUUUUGGCGUUCUCUGUUAGUUGGAGCAGUCUGUGCCAGCACAUGUUAUCGCCAGGUGUUAUGUUCAUUAUUGCCUGGCUAAUUUAAAGCCUGAAUGACCCCCUAAUAUUGCAUGGGGAGCGCUUUGUUUUGGGAGAUAAUUCAAUUUGCUUUUUAACUGGAUGGUAAAAUUUAGGGGUAUUAUAAGUUCAUUCAGUCAUCGGCAAACGCACAGCAUUAAAAAAAUAAUAAUUCUGGCAUCUCAUUUUCCAACCAUUGCACUAUAUUAGUUAUAUCUUGAACGGUGCAUCCAAUUGUGUUGAAACUUGGUAGGGACAUUCCUUAGCAGUUCUUGGGGGUAUCGGAUGCGGUAGUUUUGACUGUGAAUGUUCUGACCGCUGAUUGACUGAGCUUGGCUGUACCUUGAGAGUCACUUUGUUUGGUCUUGCAGCACUCCUCGGAGCUUCUGUCCAGUGAAAAAGUUCAAAGAAUUCGGCAACCACAUUCAUCGUUUUAAAAUUUGCUUUUAAAAAUGUCUCUUUUUUUUUAAAAAAUGCAACCAGUAAGAUCAUCUAUUUUACAUGUUGAAGUGUCUGCAAUAAAUAACUCCUGUUUUUAA
This is a messenger RNA of Acipenser ruthenus (sterlet), 3517 nucleotides long. Its product is annotated as ras association domain-containing protein 2-like. NCBI's taxonomy places the organism in Eukaryota, Metazoa, Chordata, Actinopteri, Acipenseriformes, Acipenseridae. Gene Ontology annotation, cellular component: nucleus; cytoplasm. Gene Ontology annotation, biological process: signal transduction; positive regulation of protein kinase activity; positive regulation of JNK cascade. The record is from RefSeq and is a predicted model, not a curated record. The transcript has 11 exons. The coding region runs from base 864 to 1841 and encodes 325 amino acids.